This is a messenger RNA of Chinchilla lanigera (long-tailed chinchilla), 4990 nucleotides long. RefSeq names its product proprotein convertase subtilisin/kexin type 1 (gene Pcsk1). Gene Ontology annotation, cellular component: Golgi membrane; trans-Golgi network. The record is from RefSeq and is a predicted model, not a curated record. The transcript has 14 exons. Gene Ontology annotation, molecular function: serine-type endopeptidase activity. Gene Ontology annotation, biological process: protein processing. Lineage: Eukaryota; Metazoa; Chordata; Mammalia; Rodentia; Chinchillidae. The coding region runs from base 213 to 2471 and encodes 752 amino acids.
GCUCCACUCAGCCGGGAGACCGAGGCGCUUCACUGAGCACUCGCCGCCGCCCGGCCUGUGCUCGGGCGCCUCCCCGCUCUUCCAGAGCAACCGCGGGCCAGGAGUGAUUCAGAGGCGGAGGAGGCGGAAGGUCGAGGCUGCUGGCUUUUCUCCUAUAUUGCUUCUUUUCCCUCGCUCCUUCCCACUUGUGUGUGAGUGAGUGUGUGAGAGCCAUGGAGCGGAGAGCCUGGGGUCUGCAGUGUAUUGCUUUCGCUCUCUUUUGCGCUUGGUGUGCGCUGAACAGUGUAAAAGCCAAGAGGCAGUUUGUCAAUGAAUGGGCGGCCGAGGUCCCCGGGGGCCCGGAAGCAGCCUUGGCCAUAGCGGAGGAGCUGGGCUACGACCUUUUGGGUCAGAUUGGAUCACUUGAAAAUUACUAUUUAUUUAAACAUAAAAACCAUCCCCGAAGGUCUCGGAGAAGUGCCCCUCAUAUCACUAAGAGAUUAUCUGAUGAUGAUCGUGUGAUAUGGGCUGAACAGCAGUAUGAAAAAAAGAGAAGCAAACGCUCAGUUCUACGAGACUCAGCCCUAAAUCUCUUCAAUGAUCCAAUGUGGAAUCAGCAGUGGUACUUGCAAGAUACCAGGAUGACUGCAGUUUUGCCUAAGCUGGAUCUUCAUGUGAUACCUGUUUGGCAAAAGGGCAUUACAGGCAAAGGAGUUGUUCUCACCGUACUGGACGAUGGUUUGGAGUGGAAUCACACAGAUAUUUAUGCCAAUUAUGAUCCAGAGGCUAGCUAUGAUUUUAAUGACAAUGAUCAUGAUCCGUUUCCCCGGUAUGAUCCCACAAAUGAGAACAAACAUGGGACCAGAUGUGCAGGAGAAAUUGCCAUGCAAGCAAAUAAUCUCAAGUGCGGGGUCGGAGUGGCAUACAAUUCCAAAGUUGGAGGCAUAAGGAUGCUAGAUGGCAUAGUGACAGACGCUAUUGAGGCCAGUUCCAUUGGAUUCAACCCCGGACAUGUGGAUAUUUACAGUGCAAGUUGGGGCCCUAAUGAUGACGGGAAGACUGUAGAGGGGCCCGGCAGAUUAGCCCAGAAGGCUUUUGAAUAUGGUGUCAAACAGGGAAGACAAGGAAAGGGUUCUAUCUUCGUCUGGGCUUCUGGGAAUGGGGGGCGUCAGGGAGAUAACUGUGACUGUGAUGGCUACACGGAUAGCAUCUACACCAUCUCCAUCAGCAGUGCUUCCCAGCAAGGCCUGUCACCCUGGUACGCUGAGAAGUGCUCCUCCACACUGGCCACCUCUUACAGCAGCGGGGAUUAUACCGACCAGAGAAUCACCAGUGCAGACCUGCACAACGACUGCACGGAGACCCACACGGGCACCUCGGCGUCUGCACCCCUGGCUGCUGGCAUCUUUGCUCUGGCCCUGGAAGCAAACCCAAACCUCACUUGGAGAGACAUGCAACACUUGGUUGUCUGGACCUCUGAGUAUGACCCACUGGCCAAUAACCCUGGGUGGAAAAAGAAUGGAGCGGGCUUGAUGGUGAAUAGCCGAUUUGGAUUUGGCUUGCUAAAUGCCAAAGCUCUGGUGGAUUUAGCUGAUCCCAGGACCUGGAGCAGUGUACCGGAGAAGAAAGAAUGUGUGGUCAAAGACAAUGACUUUGAGCCCAGAGCCCUGAAAGCUAAUGGAGAAGUUAUCAUCGAAAUUCCAACAAGAGCUUGUGAAGGACAAGAAAACUCUAUCAAGUCUCUGGAGCAUGUGCAAUUUGAAGCAACAAUUGAGUAUUCCCGUAGAGGGGACCUUCAUGUCACACUCACUUCUGCUGCUGGAACCAACACUGUACUGUUGGCAGAAAGAGAACGGGACACAUCCCCUAACGGCUUUAAGAAUUGGGAUUUCAUGUCUGUUCACACGUGGGGAGAGAAUCCUGUAGGUACCUGGACUUUGAGAAUUACAGAUAUGUCUGGGAGAGUGCAAAAUGAAGGGAGAAUUGUGAACUGGAAGCUGAUUUUGCAUGGGACCUCCUCUCAGCCAGAGCACAUGAAACAGCCUCGUGUGUACACGUCCUACAACACCGUUCAGAACGACAGAAGAGGGGUGGAGAAGAUGGUGGAUGCAGGAGAGGAGAUGCCUACACAACAGAACCUGAACGAGAACCCCCUGGUAUCCAAAAGCCCCAGCAGCAGUGGGGGGGAGAGAUGGGAAGAGCAGGCAGAGGGGGGCCCUUCCGAGGCCAUGCUGCGACUCUUGCAAAGUGCUUUCAGCAAGACCCCACUUCCAAAGCAAUCACCAAAGAAGUCUCCAAGUUCGAAGCUCAACAUCCCGUAUGAAAAUUUCUAUAAAGCCCUGGAAAAGCUAAACAAACCUUCCCAUCUUGAAGACUCUGAGGAUACUCUCUAUCACGACUAUGUGGAUGUUUUCUACAACACAAAACCUUAUAAGCACAGAGAUGACCGGCUGCUGCAAGCUCUGGUGGACAUUCUGAAUGAGGAGAAUUAAAGCAAGCAUGUGGUCCCAAGUUGGAAAUAUUCACGCAUCUUCCUUCCCCCUUAGAUUUGCUUGUGUCUCAGUGGUCGUUUUCUUAUUGAUUCUAUGCUUAUAACGUCCUUUGUGGGAUUUUUCCUUUUUCUCCCCAAACUGUACAUUUGAAGGGGAUGAGCUCAAAUAGGAAAUCCAGCUUCCAGAAUUGAUCAUAGUUCUUUCAAAAUAUGUCUUCCCUGUCUGUGCAAGUGAAGUGUUCUUUCUGGAGUCACAGUUAACAUUUGACCCCAUGCCACACUAGAAUGCCUCCUUGAGGCAUUCCAUACAAGAAGGGGAAACCCUGGGAGAUCCACUAACAUGAAAAAACUAAUCUGCAAAGAGAAAUGACAUUUUUUACCAUGUUAUUCUUUGAAUUUUGAUCCCAAGGAAGCAUUUGCAAAGUAUUAAAUUAAAGAGUUCACAAUUAGACCUGUACCCUAGAGCCUGAGCCUUCCUACUUCAAAGUACUACUCAUUAUGGGAGUGACAAUCUAGUCAUUUUGGAGAAAAAGUUGGAUCUUCCUGAUCCAGAAAUAGACCUUGAAACUUGCAUUAUCUAGUGAGAGGGAUUCUAGAACAUUCCUGUGUGCUCAGCGUGCUGCAGAGGCCUCUGUGAUUGUAAGGCGGCUGCGACUCAUGCUGCAUGUCCUGCUCUUCCUCUUAUUCCCCUUCUUCUAGAGUUUCCCCUACCUGUCUCCUUUCUCAGCCACAAGCUCAGUAUCGACAGAACUAAUUUACACUGUUUUCUCAGUAAAUUCAUAUUCAUAAUUUGUUUAAUAAUCAUAGGCGACCAUUUCUAACCUGAAGAAUCAGUGUAAUAACGGGAAAAUAUCUACGAUGGGGAGAACCAGGGAGAGGUUUUGCUUCUUUAAAGAUAAAUGAUUUUCAUUAGAACAGAGUGUUUAUUUCUGUACACUGCAGGAUCUUUUUCCAUCUUCCUGCCAAUAGUAUCCAAAUUCUCACCAAAUUGCUUCCAUUCUUCAAGUGAGAAGACACACUGGCAGCCCAUAGGCCUCAUUUAUUCCUCUGAAAGCUUUUAUCUGGCAUGCAGAAUGUUCUAAAAAUAUGAGAUAUUGUUGAAAAUAGGGGGUUUCAUAUAAAACUGAAUAUUCAGACACAUCUACAGUUGGUUAAAGCCAAGGAGCAACUGCCCAGUUGGAUUUGAGGUCCAGGUCCCUCUGGCUUAUUCUAUACUACUUUCAUGGGCCACUGUAUUUCUUACUGGUCAACAUCCAGUAAGCAUUUGAUUUUGCCCAAUUUUAUACUAAAUAUGUUCAAAGUGUAAAUGCAUUAGGAAAGAAAAAAAUUCUCAAUUUCUUUCAGGCAAGCUCUACCAUUAAUUAUGAGUUUGCUGUGAUCUAAUUAAUUUAAGUUGCAUUUACAGACAAAAACACUAGUUAAUUUAUACAUUUUUGGAAGUAUCUCUGAAGUCCAGCUUGACAUAUUCAUUCAACCUCAUCUCACAUGAAUAUUCAUUUCUUCUAUUAAUUAAUUGCCAACCUCUUAGCAUCCCUUUCUCAGUAUGCUGUCAGGGCGGCAGUCACAUGAAAUGCCAGAAGUCACCCACUGAGCUGCUGUUUACAGAUCUUCCGCAAAGUUUGAACUUCCUAAGGUCACCCAUGUCAUUGGAGUAGUUCAGGAAGGUAGCUCAUUUGCUUUGACUUGAAGUGUACACAACCUACUGACUUGAAUUUGUACACAGCAAGGCUAUUUCCAGAGCAACGUCCAUGUCUAGAGAAUGUUCUAAAAGAUUGGUAGCAUUGCUCUGUUUUUGGAUAAUCAGAUUCAGCUACAAUCACUAAAAUAAAUAAAUAAAUAACGACUAAGACUAGAGACACCAUUGAGUGGCAACAAAAGAGAGAGAACUCAUCCUUUUCCUAUUCAAAAUCUAAUGUAUGACACUUUCAUUUAAUCUUUGCUAACUAUCUUUUCCUGGUUAAAAUGCCAAUCAACUCAUUGAGUAAUAGCCAAAGGUUCAGCCUAGAGAAGCUUUAAUACUUAGAGAAAAUCAUGUUUGAAUGUUUCCAACCUGGAGUAUAUUGUAAAGACAUAAAAUAUUUUUGUCAGUCUUUCUUAGUGCCUGUGUGGAUUUUUGUGAAAAUGUCAAAGAGGAAACUUAUAUAUUUCCUUGGAAUUUUAAGCUCUAUUUUCGUCACAGGUAUUUAUAAUGUACCAAUGCUUUUAACAAACAGAAUUUUAAUGACAUAAUAAAUUAUAUUAAAGAACCAAAAGUUUUCCUGAGAAUAAGAAAGUUUCAUCCAAUAAACUAUUUUCAAAAGGCAUGUUCCUUUGUGAAUGAAACAAGUAUAAUAUGUAUGUGUUAUAAUAUUAAGUGACAUUUGUCUAAUACCCUAAUACCAUGUACAACUGAGUUUGAUAUGUGUGGUCUUAGCAUUCUUAAGGGAACUCUCACAUUAUACCCUUGAUGUAUUUAUUAACCAAAGUAUGUAAAAUAUGCUUAUAAAUCAGAAGAAUAAAUGAUUCUCACAAGGCCAAAAA